UUUUCAGAUGGCAGAAGUUUCGCUUAUUUUCACAGAUUCAAUAAAAUCAUUCCGAACAAAGUAACCUUCGAUUAAUUUUAGCAUCCGGAAGAAGUUGAAAAAUUAUUUUUGUCUAUCCCACGAAAAUGGCCUUCCGUCAAGUUAUUUGCAACAGUAUUGGCCUGAAUCAAAUUUCGAAGGCCCCGAGACUGAUGGUGGUGCCCCGGGCAUCGAUGGCGUCCCAGAAAUGUCCCAAUGAACCCCCACGGCCAUGCCCCCCUUGCCAUCCCGGUGGUUCGUCAUCGCGAUCCUCGGGGUCGGGAAAACAGUACCAGAUUGCCUCCGGUUACCACAAGAUCAAAGAAAUGCAGGCCAAAUUCCAAGUCCGGGACAACAAGCCAGUCUUUCUGAAGGGCCCCAUGGAUCAUACGAUGUAUCUGACCACCUGUGGACUGGCCUUAUGCGGACUUCUCGGAUCAGUGUUUGUCAUCGCUACAGUUAUCCUAUCCUGAGACUCUGAGACUUGAAAGUAUAA
This is a messenger RNA of Uranotaenia lowii, 514 nucleotides long. RefSeq lists its product as uncharacterized. The transcript has a single exon. The record is from RefSeq and is a predicted model, not a curated record. Lineage: Eukaryota; Metazoa; Arthropoda; Insecta; Diptera; Culicidae. The coding region runs from base 126 to 491 and encodes 121 amino acids. Gene Ontology annotation, biological process: mitochondrial electron transport, cytochrome c to oxygen.